Nilaparvata lugens (brown planthopper) is the source of this 3316-nucleotide messenger RNA. Its product is annotated as cingulin-like protein 1. The record is from RefSeq and is a predicted model, not a curated record. The transcript has 12 exons. Lineage: Eukaryota; Metazoa; Arthropoda; Insecta; Hemiptera; Delphacidae. Bases 543 to 2597 code for a protein of 684 amino acids.
UGGGAUCAACUCGCGACCGAAAUCCAACAUAUUUCACUGCAAGACCGCCUGCCAAUACUCCAGCUGAAAUCCACAUCCAACCGCUCUGCAAUUGUAACAUUAUCCUGAUCAAAUAUUAUUAAAAAAUUUAACAUUUGAAUUAAUACUGAUUUCUAUUGAACAAACCAGAAAAUAAGAGCACUCAACAGGCAUUUCAAUUAAAUGUACAUGUGGUUCCAUUACAAAGAACAAUUAAAAAAAAAAGAGCUUGAACUGAAAUUUACAAAAUUAUUGUGGAAUGAUAAGCAUAUGACUAUAAUAAUAAUUUGGAAAAUUUAUGAGUACGUUAUUAUUUCUUCAUCUUCUUAUACAUGAUUUCUAAGAUUAAAAGACAUUUAUUUUAACUCAUUUAUUUUAUUGAUUAAACAACUGAUUGAAAAGUUUUGUUUUAUGUUGAUGUGCUCAUUAACCUUAAUAACACACAAAAUUGACACUAGUUUGAUCCUCACACACACUACUUCAGAAAAAUGACAUCCCAAUAAAAUCAUACAGUUUUCUUCAUCAUGACAACUUACUCCGACAUAAAAACAAGACUUUUCUAUGACAGAGAUAAGACAGCAAAGCAGCGCUUGAGGCGAAAACGUAGCAGUGGUCGACUAAAACAAUAUAACUCAGAGCAGGACUUGCGAAGUUGGGGCACUGACCAGGAUGACAGGCGGCGCCACAUUCUCGAUGGCAUGAGUGGCCUGAAAACAUUAUGGGGAAAUUACGUACCUUUCGAAACGUUAUUUGCUCAGUUGAGAUUGAUGUCAACUGGGCAGCAUCCUAUUCCAAGUACAUCAACAGAGCCCUCUGCUAAAAGAGCUGGCGAACCUUCUACCACACCCUCGACAUCCCAGAAGCCUGUACUUGGUAAGGAUCCUUUCUCCAAAUAUGACUAUUCGCAAGUGGCUGGCCGCGGCUUACCCCAAUCCGGUGGUGCUGGUGCAAUUCCAAUUGCAGCUUUCAAAGCCAAGGAAUUGGAAGCACAAAAGGAAGAUUUGAGUGACCUUGUGAAGGCUAUGAACAAAGAUGCGAAUGAUUUGAAACGAGACAGCGCAUCAGUCAAAUCUGAAAACGAAAAUUUAAGGGAAUCAGUAAAUCUAUUGGAAGAUCAAAUCAAACAGCUAGAAGAUCAAAUUAAAGAGGGUCAGGAAGCGAAAGAAGCGAAAGAUAAUUUGGAAAAUGAGUUAAAAAAGGGAAAGGAGGAUGCCAAAGAACUAGAAGAAGAACUAGAGAAUGAAAGGAGAUUGAGCCAGGAGUUGGAGGAUGAGAAAAAUCAAGCCAAAGAAGAAGCUGAAGCUCUUGCCCAGCAGUUGGAAGAUGAACGACGAAAAUCAGCCGUCAUUCAGGAGCAACUCCAAAAUGAGUUGGAAAGAGAAAAACGAAAGUCGAGUAUAGCAAAGGAUGCUGCCGAAAGACUCAAAGAUGAAUUGGAGGAAGAGAAAAGUCUUGGUAGAUCAGGCUCUUUGAAGUCGGAAGAGCCGCCAAAGUCGGAAAAAUCAGUUUCGUUGAGAACAGAGCAGCCGCCAUAUUAUGAGGACGAGCGAAGGGCAUCAAAAGAACUCAAUGACAGGCUCCAGAGGGAUCUGCAAGAUGAAAGGAGACGCUCUGAUGCUACCAGAGAUAGAGUAAGGGAGCUUGAAAAACAACUCGAAGACGCUGCUAGGAAAGAUGCCGAUGAUGCACUCGAGGAUAAAUCGGCAUUGAGAAGAUCAUUGAAAAUGGAGCAAUGCCUGAGGAAUGAAGUGAGCAGCUUGGAGAAUGAAAACGAUUGUUUGCGCAAAGAGAUCGAGAGACUUAGAAUGGUUGAGUGCGAACUGACUGAUUGUGAGAUUGAGAAACAGGACCUACUUUGCGAGGUGGAAUCACUUAAAUGCUGUCUUGAAAGGCAGGAAUAUGAACAUCAGAAAAUGUCUUGUCUUAUCAAGGAGCAACAGGACCUCAUUUUCAACUUACAAGACGUGGUGACAAGUAACAAAUCCAAUGAAAAUCUCCAAAGUGAGUCUUGGGCUAGCUGUAACGAAAGUUUGGUGGAAUAUCAAUGUCAAAUAGAAGAUCUCAACUCCACAGUUGCAAAGCAGAAGAGUCUGAUAUCGAGCCAAGGCGAGUGUCUGCAGAGGCAGCAUAACUACAUCACACAGCUGGAGCAGGUCCGCUGCAAGCUGCAGAGUCAGAUCGAAGUCUACAAGAAUGAAAUCAAGGAGGCUAAAUGUGAAGUGGACUUACUGUGUACAAAACGGAAACAAUUGCAACAAGAGUUGGACUUCCUCACCAAAAAGCUUGAGAGUUAUCUAGAGAGAAUUCAGGGACUUGAAAAGUCGCAGCUGCUGAACAGCAAGCCAUGUCGGCAAUCAUCGCCGAUGAGGAGUGAGAGGAGCGACAGGGGAUCUAUGUCGACCUAUUCCACUUACAGUCGGGAUGUCUGUGGUGGAGGUUCCACUUCAAAGUGCUAUCCCUCUCCCUCGAUGCAGCCUGAACUGGACAUGUCUGCAGGAAGGUCGACGGCCAACAGACAGUCAACCUGCAGAAGUCGGUCGUGCCAAUCAUCGUCCAAAAAACAGUUUGGGUUUAGAUAGCGCGAUAAUGGUAAGUAAAUUCUAUCGGCGAGCAAUAUUAAUCCGAAGACAUGAACAGUUUAUAACUCAGACCAGUCUUGAUGAAUUCAUUUGGAAGCCUUAGCAAGAAUUUUAUACUACAUUAUUUGGUAUCAUGAGUAAAAAAGAACAUAUUUUUAAAUGCUUCCAAUCAAAAUAUCUUGAGGAAAAUUUUUCGAAAUUGGAUACUUUACAUUAGAAGAUUUAACAGAUAUUUAGAAUUGAUUCAUGGAAGGUAUCUUUGAGAAGAAAAUUCUAACAUUCUACCAAGUCGCAAAUAGUUUUGUGUAAAUGAGGUGAACACUGAAGAUCUAUUCGAACUUUACUGAAGUGAGUCGUUUGUAAAUUUGGAAUUAAAAUCUCAGCCAAUAGCUCGUUUUUUAGUUUUAUUGCUAAGAAUAAUUAGUUUUCAGGAUGGUAAAUGAUACUGAAUUACUAUAUCAUUGAUUCAAGUAAUGAUAAUGGCAAAAAUCAUUACCCAGAGAACUUUCAUCAUUAAAAAAAUUGUCUGGUCCGAUAAUAUUACCAUUAGUUUCGUACUCUACUAGCCAAUCGCAACAGAUCUGUGACUUGAUUGAUUAAAUCUAAGGGUAUUACAUUGGAUGCGUGAUGCAAUUGCAAGGCAGAUCAUGCAUGAGUCGAAAAACAAAAUCUGGAAACAGCCAUUGAAACACGUUGCAACUUGCAUGUAGCUGCUCACA